Verticillium alfalfae VaMs.102 is the source of this 648-nucleotide messenger RNA. RefSeq lists its product with no specific name. The transcript has 3 exons. Gene Ontology annotation, cellular component: nucleus. The record is from RefSeq and is a predicted model, not a curated record. The coding region runs from base 1 to 648 and encodes 215 amino acids. NCBI's taxonomy places the organism in Eukaryota, Fungi, Ascomycota, Sordariomycetes, Glomerellales, Plectosphaerellaceae.
AUGGCCGCUUCUGCUACAGGCAGAAAGUCUUUGAAGAAAGAAUUCAACAAGGCUGAUAGAGCGUUUCUCUGGGACAACGGCGUAAACAUUGAGCGCAAGGUUGGAAAAUGUCUUCUCUGGGUUCUCAAGGCUUGCCCGCAUCGCACUAUUGAGGGCAGACGUGCCGGCUUCUCGAUUGAUGACUGCGGGAAUGAGCCGCUUGCCGUCGAAGGUAUUCGGUCGUACCCCUCUCAAAGUUUGAUGCGUCAGAUGAAGGUAGGUGACAGAGUCCUCGUCUUACACGCGGUCUUGGGCAGCCCUUCCAUUGUUGGCAUUGUCACCAUUUCCAGAGAGAAGAGCCCUGAAUAUUCAGCAUGUGACCAGGAUUCACCAUACUACGACAUCCGUCAAGGAAACUGCUACGCCCGCAACGUCGACAUCGACAAGCUUGAUUUUAUCUGUAUUCACGUUACACUUGAGCGUAAAUUUAACAGCCCAGUCAGGCUCGGGCGCAUCCGCAGUGCCGAACACGAGCACAUCUUUGACAGCAUGCAGGUACUGAAGCAGCCCCAAAUGGUUGUCAGCACCAUAGGCCAGGAUGCUUGGGAUGCCAUACUGGCCAUUGAUGCUGCCCAAAAUUUGAAGGAUGCGAAGGAGCCUUCCUUAUAG